Messenger RNA from Nerophis lumbriciformis (worm pipefish), 3046 nucleotides. RefSeq lists its product as uncharacterized. The record is from RefSeq and is a predicted model, not a curated record. Gene Ontology annotation, biological process: regulation of transcription by RNA polymerase II. NCBI's taxonomy places the organism in Eukaryota, Metazoa, Chordata, Actinopteri, Syngnathiformes, Syngnathidae. Gene Ontology annotation, molecular function: RNA polymerase II cis-regulatory region sequence-specific DNA binding; DNA-binding transcription factor activity.
GAGAGGGGAGUAGGCUGGAGAGAGCAGGAGGGAAAGAUGGUCUGACUGGCCGAGAUGGGGGAGAGGUGUGGUUCUGUAUGCGUGCCUGAUAUUGGUGUAAACCUGUUCCAGAGUGUUCUCUCCCCUAGUAGAACACUUUACAUGUUGGUAAAACUUUGGCAGUACAGUCUUUAAGUUGGCCUUAUUAAAGUCCCCUGCAAUAAUGUGAACACCAUCCGGGUGGACCCGCUGCUGUUCGUUUACGGUGUUCAGCAGGAGAGAGAGCGCUGUGUUCACUUUGGCGUCGGGUGGGAUGUAAACAGCUGUGACGAUCACUACAGUUAGCUCUCUCUUAGAGACAUGUACUCGAGGUCUGGGGAACAGUGUUGGUCUAUGAUUGUCCCGUUGUUACACCAGUUAUCAUGCAUGUAAAAACAGAGACCCCCUCCUCUGCUCUUCCCGGAGUUCACAGUCCUGUCCCAGCGGAGCAAAGUGCGGCCUGCUAGCAUCGGGGAUCCUCGGGUGAAGCCACUUUUCAGUGAUGGCCAAAACACAGCAGUCACGAACAUAGCGAUUUCCAGCAAGUUUUAAUUCCAGGUCGUCCGUUUUAUGCACCAGGGAUCUGGCAUGGCAGAGAAACAGGCUCGGUAGAGGUGGAUUGUGUGGUUGUUUCUUUAGCCGUAGCAUAACACCGGCCCUACAGCCCCGUUUCUGCUUCCUCUCCCUUCUCCGACUGCGCCGCCUCCCAGACCCGAUAACAAUCCACGGAGAGCCCGGCGAUCUCGCUAUGUCUUCUGGGAUGUCUUGCUUGUAGUGAAAGUCUCUGGAGACCGAUAUCUGGUAUUGGACGCCGAUAUCCAAAAGUGUCUAGUGGGUGUACUGAGUAUACACAGAACCGAUAGUGAAAGCACAGACGUCUGUGAAGAACAACUUCUGCCUGAAAAACAGGAGUGUAGCUUCAGGAUGGUGAAGGAGGAUCCAUCAAAGAGGAAGACCAGGCGCCACAGACCCUCUGGUGUCUCCUUUUCCUCUUUGACACAGACCCUGCCCUGUAAAAAGGAAGAGGAAGACUCACUGACGCCCCACAUUAAAGAGGAAGAGGAGGAACACAGCAUCAGUCAGGAGGGAGAGCAUCUUGAAGGACUGGUGGAGUUCCCAGUGAUCGGUGUCCCUGUGAAGAGUGAAGAUGAUGAGGUCAAAGGUGAAAGGGAGGAGAAGAGCAGCAGCUCAACACAACACAUGACAACAGAAGCUGAUGGAGACCACUGUGGAGGAUCACAAGCAGACAAGCUCUUAGCUCCACUAUCAGAUAGUGAGGACACAACGUCACACUCUCCUGACACUGAUGAUGAAGACUCUAAAGAUGAUAAGACAUGUCACACUGACAACACUCACCUCAAAUGUUCUCACUGUGACAAAACCUUUAAAAACCAUAGUCACCUGAAAAGACACAUGAGAACACACACUGGAGAUAAACCUUUUUCUUGUUCAAUCUGUGGCUUAUCCUUUACAAGGAAGGACAAUAUGAAAGAUCACACAAGAGCACACAAAGGAGAAAAACCUUUUCCGUGUUCUUUGUGUGAUUCAAGGUAUGCACGAAGUCGAGAUUUGAAAAAACACCUGAAAAGACACACUGGGGAAAACCUUUUUAAGUGUUCUUUGUGUAAUUCAAGUUUUGUCCAAAGUGAACAUUUGAAUAGACACAUGAGAACACACACAGGAGAAAAACCUUUUACCUGUUCACUCUGCAGUAAAGGUUUUGCACAAAGUCACAAUUUGAAAGUACACAUGAGGUCACACACUGGUGAAAAACCUUUUUCCUGUUCAACCUGUGGUAAAGGUUUUACACACAGUCAGAGUUUGAAAGAACACAUGACAAUACACAGUGGAGAAAAACCUUUUUCCUGUUCAAUUUGUGGUGAAGACUUUGUACGGCGACAGUCUGUAAAAGUACACAUGAGAACGCACACUGGUGAAAAACCUUUUACUUGUUCAAUCUGUGGUAAAAGUUUUACAGAAAGUCGUUGUUUGGAAAGACAUACAAGAUCGCACACUGGUGAAAAAGCUUUUACUUGUUCAAUCUGUGGUAAAGGUUUUACAGAAAGUCAAUAUUUGAAAGUACACAAGAAAACACACUCUGGUGAAAAACCUUUUUGCUGUUCAAUCUGUGGUAAAGGUUUUACAGAAAGUCAGAAUGUAAAAAGACACAUGAGAACACACACUGCCGAAAAAUCACAUUCCUGUUCAAUCUGCAACAAAGGCUUUUGUGAACGAUCAUACCUUGUAGCACACAUGAAAAGACACACAGGAGACAAAGUGUUGAGUUGCAGUGUGUGUGGUGAAAGAUUCUCUUCUAAGGUUCAGAGUAAGAAACACAAGUGUGCUGGUGAGAACAGCAGCAGCAAAUGAAACUGCAGGAUUUGAAAUAAACUUUAAUUUGGACUUUCUAACAUCAGCACAUAUAACAUGUGUGACAUUGUUGUUUGUGUAACAAUCUUGUUAAUAUGCUUCUACAUUUAUAGAUUAGAUAUUUUAUAUUAGUGCUUUUUCCAGUCAAGUACAUGCAUUAAUAUGCAACAUUGUGUACUUUUAUUAAAAAUCAAACAGAACAAUUUGACUGAAAAGGUGAGAGUAAACAGUACAAUACAUAUUUUACAUACAAUAAACAUUUAUGUGUAUAUAUAUUCAUCAUAUAAUUUUAGACUUAUUCAUAAUAGUGUUUUUAUAGGUGUUUGAAAUAUUGAAGUGUGACCAUUUUUAUUUCUGAUUGUUAAUAAUCCCAUAGAUUAGCCCCUUUAUAUGAUAUACAUAUGUACUGGUUCACAUCUGAAACAUCUUCUGGACCACUUCAGGAAGCAUAUUAUUAUUUACUUUAUACAUCAUUUGAACAGUUGUCUUCUUUACAAUUUUAAAAUGUGUGACUUUAUGAAUCAUUUGUUGGAUCUCUAUACCAUUUUAUUAAUUAUCUUUAUUACUCUCUUUUGUAAUAUGAUGAUUGUGUUGUGAUUGUUUUAUAUGUAUGUCCCCAGACUUUUAUGCAAAAUAAAAGUGAGAGAAAAUGUCUGAA